Molecule: messenger RNA, 2358 nt
Organism: Spodoptera exigua (beet armyworm)
Lineage: Eukaryota; Metazoa; Arthropoda; Insecta; Lepidoptera; Noctuidae
Source: the annotation of a GenBank genome assembly
AUGUCCUGUGAAAAAAGUUUCACCGUAGUUUUAGAUACAACAAGGUCUAUGGAAGAAGAGAUUGAUACAAUAAAAGUGAAUUUACAAAGCAUUGUCAACAUAUCUAGUAGUGACAUAAGCAAUUAUAUUUUGGUACCAUUCAAUGAUCCGGAUGUUGGCAUGCCCAUCAUAGUGCCCACUUUAUCACAGUUUUUAUCAGCCGUGAACUCCAUCACAGUUUCUGGGGGACACAAGUGCCCGGAAAAUUCGCUUUCUGGCAUAGAAAAGGCGUUGCAAAUAAGCAAACAGCAAUCCACAAUUUUUAUGUUCACUGACGCCUACUCAAAAGAUGUUAGCAAGCUUCAGUCUGUUGAGAAUCUCUGUCGAAGCACUCGCAGUCAGGUGAUGAUAUUUUUGAGUGGUUUUUGUUCUCCUGAACUAUCUCCUGGUGUAACUGACCAAGUGUAUUAUGACGUAGCUAAAGCUUGCUCAGGAUCAGUUCUACUUUUUGAUACUGCGUCUUUAAGACAGGCUUUUAGUUUUAUGAAAGAAAUAUUAAGUGAAGCUUGGACUGACGUUAUCAACUACGACACUUUUACAGAAAAUAAACAACUUACUGUUCUUCGACUGUCAGCGCCAUCAGCUGGAGACUAUACUAUAGCAGUAAGAUGCAGAAGCAAGACAGCGGUCACUUUAUACAAGAGAUAUGAGUUGCCACUGCGGUUCGGAUUCUCCACUAAAACCCCUAGAAGUAUGGACGAAACCAGCGGUGUACCGAUGCCAGGUCGAACAAAUAAAAUCUUGAUAGACGCUUCGCAAAGUAAUAUGAAACUUGAAGCCAUGCAUUUGCAGUUUAGUAAUGAACUAGAGAAAAAAGUUCUAGAGUUUGAAGAAAAUCCCGUCACGGGCUUGUACUUGACCGAAGCUUUCGUUGGUACCGAUCAGGGAUUUCGUAUAUGGAUAAAGGGCUAUGACUCGGACACGUUGAAGGAGAUAGUAGCUUCUUCGCAAAACUUCAUCCCUCAGCAAGUUACUGUAACUGAUACUGCUUGGAUAAAACCUCAGUCACAAAUAUUAGAUGCUGACGGAAAAAUUAUAGACUUUGGUUUGAAUGCUACAUUAGCAUGCAAAGUUACUGGUUACCCAGCACCCAAUGUUUUCUGGGUAAAUGAAAAUGGAAAAAUAUUGGCUUCAGAGACUAUUCUGCUAGAAGUACCGUCAUUAUAUCUAAGCUACGUCACCGUAGAAAACGUCACAGCAAAUUCUACGAUUUAUUGCAAAUCGAAAAAUUCUGAAGGCGAAGAUUCCCAAAGUGUAGAUCUGUAUGUGUAUAGACCAUACACAUUUGAGGUGUUACAGACUCCUGAAGAUCAGACAAUUGAAUACGGAGGUGAGGGUAAAUUAUUCUGUCAAGUCUCUGCAUAUCCCGUGGCGAAGACAACAUGGUACCAUAACGAUACGAUAGUAACAUCAUCUGACGAAAUUGAAGUAGAUUUGGAGUCCAACGCCCUGUGGAUAAAAAACAUGACUGUAAACACUUUCGAAGCACCUCAAGUAACAGUAGGUACUACAAAUGUUACCCUAAAAUUAGCAGAAUGGAGUUAUCUGGAAUGCAGAAUUAUUAAAGGAAAACCAUCUCCUAUAAUUACUUGGACGUUUAAACCUGAAGAUGAGUACGAGUUUAGUUCAUUACCAGACGGUGUGGUAGCUGAUGGUGGCAAAUUGAAGAUAGGAACAGCUCAACCCAACCAUAAAGGAGUUUACAGAUGCGAAGCUAACAAUGUAAAAGGACAAGAUUCAGCUGAAAUUACCGUACAACUUCAAUAUCCACCAACAAUAUCCAACGGUGAUUUGCACACCCUGACGGUGAAAGAAGAAGAUGAUGUGGAGUUACCAUGCGCAGUGGACGCGUCACCUCCAGCCAGUAUCCGUUGGGAGAUGUCUCAAGAUGACGUCAUCAUUAGUUUGGACGAUAGACACCGCACUGAUCAUCGGAACACUCAUCGAUUCAAGGCGUUAUGGAAGGACUCUGGAAAAUAUCACUGUAUUGCUGAAAAUAGUAUUGGCAGAGCUGAGAAGACCGUUACGGUUAUUGUUCUAGUGGCGCCGUACAUAGAAGCUCCAAACGAAAAGACCGUGCUUGCAAGAACUGGUAGUAGUGUUGCCUUAACCUGCAACGUCCUGUUUGGUAAUCCAGUGCCAUCAACAAAAUGGGAGUUCGUAGCACCAGACUCAACAACUAAGAUAUUGUUAAGGGGCAACUCUUCGAGUUUUCUUCGCCUAAACAACGUGAGCUACAGGAAUGAGGGAUCUUACCGCUGCAUUGCUGAUAACGACGUGGACACUGACAGCAUCAACAUAUACGUGAAAAUACAAUAA